AUGGCUGCUGGUUGGACUAGCCUCGAAGAGAGCAGCUUCUCCAGCCAGCGCAUCGAAGCGGGAGUGCACCAGUCCAUCACCUGCCUCUGUGGACGGAUCCAAGGCUUGAUUCGGGGUCACCGUCCUCUCCACCAAAUCUGCCACUGUGCUGACUGCAAGAAAAUCACCGGUGGAACACACGGUGAUCUCCUCGUCACGAGAGAGCAGUUCUUGGAGAUUAACUCGGGAACCACUCAAGUACUCUCCUUCCAGGCCACCCAGUCGACCUCCGAAUUCAAGAAAUAUCUCUUCCGAUGCGAGCACUGCAGUUCCCCCAUUUAUUUAAAGGAGAGAGAUAUGCAAACGGAUCGCAUCUUUAUCUUUGCCGGCUGUCUAGUGAACCACCAGUGGCUGCAAAAACCCGAUAUCGAAAUAUUCAUGCAAGAGAAAUGUCGCUGGUUGCCUAAACUCCGAAUGACUCCAGCUCCUUCACCGGAGCCUGAUGUGGAGUUGGUACAGGCCGAGCCAGACAUGGAGAUUGUGAGAUCGUACAGCGCGAGUGAGGAGUCAGAUGAGUAA
Messenger RNA from Annulohypoxylon maeteangense, 558 nucleotides. RefSeq names its product Mss4-like protein. The coding region runs from base 1 to 558 and encodes 185 amino acids. Lineage: Eukaryota; Fungi; Ascomycota; Sordariomycetes; Xylariales; Hypoxylaceae. The transcript is spliced from 4 exons. Gene Ontology annotation, molecular function: carbon-sulfur lyase activity. The record is from RefSeq and is a predicted model, not a curated record.